Zingiber officinale is the source of this 2769-nucleotide messenger RNA. Its product is annotated as inorganic pyrophosphatase TTM2-like. The record is from RefSeq and is a predicted model, not a curated record. Gene Ontology annotation, cellular component: cytoplasm. The transcript has 13 exons. The coding region runs from base 485 to 2437 and encodes 650 amino acids. Lineage: Eukaryota; Viridiplantae; Streptophyta; Magnoliopsida; Zingiberales; Zingiberaceae. Gene Ontology annotation, molecular function: ATP binding; kinase activity.
UGGGCCUGCGAUCUCGCCCACUCGCCAGUCUCGAUCGUUCUCGGCAUCCGCUCCUCUUCCCCUACCAGCCGCCGCACUCGAUCCCUUCUCCGCUUCCGCCGCCUUUAUCUCCUCCUCAAUCUCAUCCCACUGCCGAGCAAGUGAGUGUGUCUUCGUGCUCCCUUUGGAAAUCCCGUAACUUUUCGCCCAGAUCUUCUGCUUAAGUUAUGCAGCGAGAGUUUGCCUUGAGUUUCAUUGCUAUUUCCACUGCGAGGUGGCUGGCUUUGAUGCUAGCGUUCUUCUAGAUUUCUUGACGUUUUCCAUUCUUUUACAUUUACUAUAAUUCGAGUGCCGUACUUGACGUUAGGGUGACACAGGCUUGAUAAGUGGAAGUAGCGAUGACUCAGAAGUCUUUGACAUUUUGAUAAAACUCCAUAUCCAAGCUGGAAGUUUUCCACUUUCCAUCUGCUGGAAGCCUAGAAGCAAUUCCACAUUGUUUUGGUUGAUGGAUCAAGAUAAUUCUAUCAUGGACUCACCCCAACGUAGGCAUGGUCUAUUAAGAGAUCAAGUUCGGUUGGCAAAGAGAAAGAAUUCUGAUCGUUACGAAAUUGUUCCAAUUCAAGAUCCAUUGUCAUUUGAAAAAGGUUUCUUCAUAGUAAUACGUGCAUGCCAGUUAUUGGCUCAAAAGAAUGAUGGGAUUAUUGUGGUUGGGGUAGCUGGUCCUUCUGGGGCUGGGAAGUCUGUAUUUACUGAGAAGGUUCUCAAUUUCAUCCCAAGCAUCGCUGUCAUAUCUAUGGACAACUACAAUGAUUCUAGUCGCAUCAUUGAUGGAAAUUUUGAUGAUCCACGGUUAACAGAUUAUGACACUUUGCUAGAAAAUAUUCGCGGACUAAAAGAAGGGAAGUCUGUUCAGGUGCCAAUAUAUGAUUUCAAGUCAAGUAGUUGCAUUGGAUACAGGACUGUUGACGUCCCUAGCUCUAGGAUUGUUUUUCUUGAAGGGAUUUAUGCUUUAAGUGAGAAGUUGCGUCCUCUACUUGAUCUGCGUGUUUCUGUGACUGGUGGUGUACAUUUUGACCUUGUUAAAAGGGUUUUGCGGGACAUACAGCGUGCUGGACAAGAACCUGAAGAGAUUAUUCAUCAAAUUUCAGAAACAGUUUAUCCAAUGUACAAAGCGUUCAUUGAACCAGACUUGCAAACAGCACAUAUAAAAAUCUCCAACAAGUUCAAUCCAUUUACAGGCUUCCAGAAUCCAACCUACAUUCUAAAGUCGCCAAGGAAUGUACCAGUGGAUCAAAUCAAGUCUGUUCUUUCCCAAGAACACAAAGAAAGCACAGAAGAAACCUAUGAUAUAUACCUAUUGCCACCAGGUGAAGACCCGGAAGCAUGCCAAUCUUAUUUAAGAAUGAGAAACAGAGAUGGAAAGUACAAUCUCAUGUUUGAGGAAUGGGUAACUGAUAAUCCCUUCAUCAUAUCACCCAGAAUUACUUUUGAAGUUAGUGUGCGUCUUCUUGGUGGGUUAAUGGCACUAGGCUAUAGCAUUGCAGCUAUUCUGAAGAGAAGUAGUCAUGUGCUGUAUGAUGACAAGGUGGUUGUGAAAAUUGAUUGGUUAGAACAACUUAAUCGCCAUUACAUUCAGGUGCAAGGAAAAGAGCGACUGUAUGUUAGGCAUAUUGCAGAGCAAUUGGGUCUGGAAAGUGCGUUCGUUCCACGUACUUACAUCGAACAGAUUCAACUGGAAAAGCUUGUGAAUGAAGUGAUGGCAUUGCCAGAUGAUUUGAGGACAAAGCUCAGCAUAGACAAUGAUAUGGUCUCUAGUCCCGGAGAAGCACUCUCGCAGGCAUCUGCUGAUAAGGUUGCUGUGAGAAAUAAAUUUCAUAAAAGCGGAAUGUCUCAUUCCUUCUCUACUCAAAGGGAGAAAAAUAUUGCCAAACUCAGACUUGAUGUCAAACAGAGAAGGUUCGAGAGGCAACCACCUGAAUCACCGGCAAUCAGUCGGGAAGCUGUCAAUCAUCUAUCAGAGCAGAUUUCUGCUCUAAAUGAAAGAUUCGAUGAAUUUAGUUCACAAAUGGAAGAAUACAAUAAGAAGUUCAGCUCACAGAAAACUUCUAUGAGCCAACAAAACUUGGCCCUCCAAGGGGAAACCUGUAAUGGCUCUGUCCCGACAUCGCUGUUUAUGUCUAACUUGGGCAAUGGCACCCUUCUGCCCACUUCAUCAUCUUCUUCCCAGCUGAAUAAAGAUUCUUCCCUACUGGAUGAGCUAAUGCUCGUCUCGCGUGGUCAGCGACAAAUCAUGCAUCAGCUGGAUAACCUCAACAACUUGAUGCACGAGCGCUUGUCUUUGUCAUCCCGGCAAGGCUUAACUGAUAACAGAAGCAGAUUGCCCAACUGGAAUACAAUAGGGAUACUAGUAAUGGGAUGCAUCGGCAUCGUUCUGUUCAAAAAUCUGAACAGGAAUUAAAAUGAAGCCUUUGAAGAUCCUGAUCGAUGACUUUAGAUAUAUUAACCUGUUCAUGAUGCACAAUUGUGCAGGGCCUCAAGCUCAAGGAGGAACACACUGGAAUCGACAAAAGCUAACACAUUGAAGUUUUGCAGGAGUCAUGGUCCACCUCUCUCUCUCUCUCAUUUUUAUUUUAUUGUUGCCCUUUUUUUUCUUCCGCAGUUAGCGGUUGUAUCUUUCGGAUAGUAGAACCACCAAAAAUGUUAUUUCUGUCUCUAGCAUGCGGAUGUUAACUAAAAUAUAUUAAUUAAAAUGAUUUUUUAAUGGAUAUUAAGGAUCCAAUUUAUGCAGAA